AGAUAUCAACAGACAAGAGCAAUGGGAUACGGCCGCUCUGUUCAGGAGAGAAGAAUCAUCCUUAUCGGGAAACAAGGAGACGGCAAGAGCAGUGCAAAGAAUACAAUUGAAGAUCAUGCUAAAGAAUUGGCUGACUCUCUUCUCCUGAAUCACAGAAAGAUCACAGUUAUUGACGCACCUGAUUUCUUUGACACAGAUCAUGAUGAGAAGACCAAAUCGGUGAUCAUCCAGUCUCUGGUCGACAGCGCUGAAGGCGUUGAUGCCAUUGUCGUUGUUUUAAAGGUUGAAGCAUAUGUAACGCAUGAAGACAAGAUUGUGCGGCAAAUUCUGGACACGCUGAAAGAGGAUGCCCUGAAACACACAGUGAUCUUAUUCACUUCAGGAGAGGAGCUCAACGGCGAGGUCAUCGAAGAAUUUGUGUAUUGCAGUUUACAAAUGCAGGAGCUUGUAGAUAAAUGUGGAGGUCGCUGUCACGUCAUUGACAGCAAGCACUGGAAUGACCGUAACACAGGAUACAGGAGCAACAGAGAGCAGGUGAAAAGUCUGCUGGAUACCAUUGACAAGAUGGUAAAAGAGAACGGCCGCUACACCAAUAAGCUGAUGGAGGAACAAAUUCAAGAGCAGAUGAAGAAUAACAAGAAACCAGCUCAAUCAACUGAUUUUAUGCAUAAUAAAACUGUGGAGAAGGUUGCAGGAACUGCAUCAGGGGUGCUUACUGGUGCCAUCAUGGGCUUAGGUGUAGUAGCAGCUGCAAUAUUGGGUUUCUUGAAAAGCUCUGAAUAUGAAUUAUUAAAAGCCUUAUUUGGAGGUGCUGGAGAAGGAGCAACAGCUGGAGGAGGAGGAGGAGGAGCAGCAGCAACAGGAGGAGCAACAGCAGCUGGAGGAGGAGCAACAGCCGCUGGAGGAGGAGCAACAGCAGAAGGAGAGGCAGCAGCUGCGGCUGUGACUGAAGUAGCAGCAGAAGAAACAGGAGCGAUGGCUGAAGCUGUAGGAGCAGCUGAAGUUGGGGUUGCUGGUGAAGUAGCAGCAGGAGCUGCAGCAGCUGAGGUCGGAGUUGCUGGAGGAAUAGCAGCAGAAGCAGGAGCAGUAGCAGCUGAGGUCGGAGUUGCUGGAGGACUAGCAGCAGAGGCAGGAGCAAUAGCAGCGGAGGUUGGUGUUGUUGGUGGAGCUGCAGCAGCAGAGGCAGGAGGAAUAGCAGCAGGUCCAGUGGCUGCAGCUGUUGUUGCUGAAGUUGCUGUUGUAGCAGGAGGAAUUGGAGGAGGAUUCACUGGAUACGAAGCAGCAGAAGAUGCUGAUUCAGUGGGUGAUGCAAUUUGCAGGGCAGAACUGCUCUUCCCUGGUCUCAAACCCGGUGGUCGUCGUCAGCUUCUCUCUGUGUCUCAAGUCCACUGA
Danio rerio (zebrafish) is the source of this 1392-nucleotide messenger RNA. The record is from RefSeq and is a predicted model, not a curated record. NCBI's taxonomy places the organism in Eukaryota, Metazoa, Chordata, Actinopteri, Cypriniformes, Danionidae.